Messenger RNA from Polyodon spathula (Mississippi paddlefish), 5202 nucleotides. RefSeq names its product A-kinase anchor protein 12-like. The transcript has 2 exons. Gene Ontology annotation, molecular function: calmodulin binding. The record is from RefSeq and is a predicted model, not a curated record. The coding region runs from base 685 to 3522 and encodes 945 amino acids. NCBI's taxonomy places the organism in Eukaryota, Metazoa, Chordata, Actinopteri, Acipenseriformes, Polyodontidae.
UGCAAUAGGAGUCUUAUUUCCAUUGCCCUCCCCCUCUCCCUCUCGCCCACGCACACAAAACGAAAGGAGGAGAAUCUGACCUGACAAUUAGGACCCCUGAGCUUGCUGCAGCUCUGGAGACUGAACUGCCCCAUCGCCCUCGCAUUUCCACUGCGUGUGCUGUUCUGUUUAUUGCUCAUUCUCCCCCUGCUGUUCUGGGGAUGUACAGCACAGUAUCACAAAACUAAACAGCAGCAACGGUGACAGAGACAGAGAGAGGGCGAGAAUUAAUGAAGCAUAAUUAAAGUGCAUUAGCCCUGCAGCUCCGCGCUCCCCGAGCCCUGUCUCCCUGGUUGCUAGGUGCAACGGCUAAUAGACAGACAGGGAUGUAUUAGUAGCAGAUGAGCUGGCACCGCCCCUCCAGACUCGGGCACAGAGCAGGGCGCUCAGCACCAGCUUCAGAGCCGGCACCUGGACUCUGGACACGGCGAAGAAGCACCGACUCUUCACGUGCAGCUACACAGAACUGAAAUCCUCGCAUCACACCUGCACACUGCAGCGACGGGAGGCUGCACUGGGAUGCCUCCAGGAGGAACGCAUGGUGAUCUGAACGAUAAAGGAAUUUGAACAAAUCUGGAGCAAAAGGUCCCUUUUAAAAAAAAAAAAAAAAACACACACACAAAGCAGUGUUAAAGGAGUAAAACUAUGGCAGCGAUUGCGCAAUGGGAAGACCCAACCGGGGGCGAGAAUACAGAACCACCGACUCAAGAUAAGAUGGCAGAUAAACUGCCUGAGUGCCGAGCAGAGACCAAGGUUCCCAGUCCGGCAGCAGAGUCUCAGCACACGACAGAGACAAGUGGAAGACCCAAACCAUCAGCGACUGCCACACAGAGGAUUUGGGGACAAUUCUGGAAAGGCAGCGGGUUCAGCAAAGCGAACGGGAAAAAGAAGCGCGAGGGCUCGGAACCUGACAGGAGCGGUCCGGACGGCAGGGAGAUUCAAACCGCUUCGACUGCCGAACAGGUCGAAUCCAGACAAAGCGCGCCGCCCGGAUCAGCGGCAACGGAACUGGGAUCCCCAAUGAGUCACCUUUCCUUGGAGGUAGAAGCAGGCCCUGGGGCACAGCCGAUGGAGAACCGCGCCGGGACAGAAGAGGUGACGAAGGGCGAUUCGAAGCCACCUCAGAAAGACACCCGGCCGCGUCACAUUGAGAAAUCGAGCAGCGUCAGGGAUUUCAUCAGGAGGCCGGUCUCUAAUAUCUUCUUGUAUAAAAGCAAGGAGAAGAAAGAGGUGGGAAGGAAAGCCGUCAUGGGCGUGGGUCUCUCUACAUCCCUCGAUCGGCUGUCUGAGAAGGAAACCUGCGCUGCGAUCGAAACCUGCGAGUUGGAAAACAACCCAGGGCAGCCACGCAAACGUCUGGGGCUCGUGCACACGAGACGCUGGCACUCCUUUAAGAAGAUCGUGGCCCCAAAGACCCGCAAGAAAAGCCUAGAUGAGCCGAGAGACGACGAGGGAGACCCCGACCGCCACAAACCCCCCAAGUUUAAAGAUUCAGUUUCGAGGGGUGACCCAGAGAACAAGGGGUGCAAGAAAAGGAAAAUUAAGAGGUCUUGGACGUACCAGGUCAUCCGGAAAGAUCACUCGUUCGCGGCCAGCAACAAAACGCCCAGCUGGCCUGAAGACCCAGUGGCGGUCAAGGAAGACCGGACGGAACAGGUAGAAACAGAUUGUGAUAAUCAACUGGCUUUUGAUGAAGAAGAUGCUGUUGAAGGAGAUGGGAUGCACAGAGACACAGAAAGGAAGGCAUCGCCGUCCAAAGAGAAUACAAAGUCAAGGGACCAGCAAGCCAGAGAGGUGUGGAAAUCUUUUAAGAAACUGGUGACUCCAAAGUCAAAGAGGACCACAGAGGCUACAGAGACAGAGGAAAGUCACAUAACUGAAGGGCAGGUCAGUCCUGAUAAAUCAAGCAGGCAGCAGGCGGUUCCUAAAAAGGCGCGCUACUCCAGGGCCACGUCUCUGAAAAAUAUAAUCCUUCGCAAGAGCAAGAGUAGAAGUACUGAUCUAGAGGAAGCAGCAACCGGUACAGCGCCUAUCGGCAACCUUCCUGAACAAGAGAAAAAACAGUCUUGCAAGAAGGAAACGGCCAAUGCUAGAGCCGGAGAAAUUGAAGUCGACAGCAGUGGCGAUCUGUCUGAUCCACAAGGAGGUCUCAGCGAUGCUGAGAAACAUUCGGUGACAGAGCAAGUGAGUGAUGCCGGUAAAGAACAGAAGCAAAGUGCAACUGUACAAUCCGACAUUGCCGACAAGGCACAAGAUACGACGGAAAGCAAUGCGGAUCGUGGUGGAAAACCGGAAUCUGAUCAGUCUUUGGGAUGCAAUCUGCCAAACUCUGGCGCAGAUUCAAGCCACGAAACAAACAAGGAAACUAAAGUCAAUUUUAACGGUGGCGCAAUAAAAGAAACACCCCAUCCAGAAUCGAUAAAGGCAGCGGAGAAAGAAACAGCUCAGAAUAACACAGGAGGAGCAUUAGAUCAGUCAUUAGACCUGAAGGACAAUGGUAAUGAAACUGCUGCCGCUGCUGACGAUGGCAAUGAAAACCUUGCUACUUCUCCAGCUUUGGUUGAUCUAGGAUUCUCAGAAGACCCAGUAAAGAAUGCAGGAAAAGAAUUACCACCAUGUGAAAGAACUCAAGUUCUUUGUGCAGGAUGUCGAUGGGGAGAAUCAACUCCAGAUGAACCGAGUUCUCAUCAACAGCCACCACUGAAGCUCCCACAAAGUGUACCUAAAGGGGUCACCGUUAACGUCAAGGAGUCAACGGUGAAGCAGACCCCAGCUGCUCCUCGCUCAAUCUCAGAGAAGAGACUCAACGCACCCACUAAUCCUCUGGAAGUCAGUCAGAAAGCCGGAGGUGGUUCAAGUGAAGAGAUGACCUUGAACUUGGAGGACAAUGGGAGAUCACCAUGCGAAACAGACUCAGUCGGCGCUCCAGCCAAAAACAAUGCAGAGAAGAUUCCGAGCGCAGAGACAGCAAGAACCGAGGGUAUCGGGAGUUCUUCCACAGAGAUCUUCCAUGAGGUCUGCUCCUCUGAUGCGACUGCGGAAACAAAAGCAGAAAAGAAUUUGCAAGAAGGUGAUGGUCUUGACGAUGUUCAGGACAGCCCACAUCCUUCUGUCGAGAAUCUCCGUAUCACCACUUCUUCGGAAGCAGAAACUACAGAUACGGACGCCUUGGGCUUCCACGGCGCUGGGAGUGGCCCUAAUAUCGAGACCUCCACUGCAGAGACCCAAUGUGGCAGCGGGAGUCCCUCUUCCAUGGACAACCUGCACAUCAAUCCAGAGGAAGAGGAGAUGAAGUUGUUUUACGAUGCGGCAGCUGCCAUUGUGAGGACGGUGGUGAGCGCGGCCACUGAACAGAUCUCGAAGGAGCAAGACACGCUGGAGCAAGACACGCUGGACAACAGUUUCAAGGGAUCCUAUUCCAACAACAGCAAAGACGACGACAGCACCGGUUACCCUGGCAUGAAUCUGUCCCACUGCCAUUAGCUAGUUGACGUUUCGUCAAGCAAGGAGCAAGGAAAGCACCAAAACGAUAUUGCUUUUUAAGGAUUCAAAAUUAAACCUUUCUUUUUUUUUUUUUUUCUUUGGCGGUCACCCUAAUAUAAUCAGAAACAAAACAAAUAGAUUUCAGCUGACUUUCUUGAAGAAAAAGGAAAUAUUUCUAUUUUUUUUUGGCAAAACACAAAAGUCCUUAACGCUACAUUCUUUAAAACAGUCCUUAGCGUUUUGCGAACCCCGUGUUAUUACCAAAAACACAACUGGCAUAAAGAAGCGAAACCUUCCAGGCAACGGUAUUAUAAAAGAUCACAGCCCAACAGUAAAGAACCUGUUGAAUCGCAGGCUGUAUCUGCUCAAACACAGGUUGAACACGACAGAGACUUUUAAUGACAUGUGCAAAGAUAAUAUAUUUUGAUUUCCCGUUGCCCGAGCACAGUAUGCAAUAAUUAUAAAGUCACAAUAAAACAGAAGACGUUACCUCUAGCAAUAACAACUUGGGUUCUUAAAUGGUUUCAUCUUACCUUUCUCAGUGGCUGUGUCUUGUGAUGCUGGAGUUGUGGGGUCCGGGGUGUGUUUCUCUUUGAUUGUGCUCAUCCCAGCUAUGCCAUUGGUUAUCGUAUUUGCCGUCCGGCCAAUCAGGUUCCAAGAACAUCAUUCAUCGUCGUGCAAUCUUGGAGUUCUUGCAGCAGCGUUGACUUACUGACUUCUCCAAGGAAAGUAAGCAUACCUGCAGAAGUUCCUAAACUGGGAGUACUCCAGUAUUGAACUGAUGAAGCUAGACAGCUGGGCUGGAAGAAAACUGCCAGUCAUUUUUAAAAUUGGGGAAUUACUAGGGGGUGCUCUCUGUAUACUGUUGAGUUUAAAAGUUAAGACUUUUGCGUAAAAAAUAUGCAAGCCAGUUUUCACUUGGUAGGUUUACAUUUCACGUUCAGUAUUUCUUCAGUGUUUUGCACAGACGCACGUUGCAGUAAUUUAAAAACCGAGAUGGCUUUCCUGACUGGUAACAAGCAAUCCCCAUAUGUAAACUUUAGCCAUUAAAUGUGUUUAAUACUAAACUUUAAGGAAAUUACACUGAUAGCCUUAUUAAUUACCUUUGAAAGCUUAAACUGCAGAACAGAAGGAGCAAGGAGGAAGUCAAUAACACAAAAAAGAGAGCCGUUUUUAUUGACCCUACAAUACCUGUUCAUUGACGUCGUGUGGAUUCGUAAAAAUGUUUUUUAUUAUUAUUAUUUUUUAUCUUGUGUAUUAUUGACUGGAAAUUCCCACUUCUUUGGAAAACCCUACUCUGCCAUUUGUUAGCAGUGCGACUGUUGAAUUUAUUACUGUACUCUGUAGUAGCUCUGUCAUGAAAAAUAAAUUAUUCUUUAAAACACACAAUCGCCAUUUAUAUUUUUAAAUACAUAUAAAAAAGGGAACACAUGCCACACUCCUUCCACUCUGAUCGAUCGACACCAAUGAUCCUCAAUCUAUAGGUUGCAUAUUUGUAAAGAACUGCACAUUUGGUUAAGACAAUAAAGUAUAGUAAUACACAGUUUGCAAUCCGGGAUGUCUACAGCAAGAGAUUUAUGAAUCGUAGAAAAAGUUGCAACAUUUCUGUAAUUAGACUCCAUAAAUGAAUAGACUCCCUAAAUGAAUGCCUGUUUUCAAGACUACUUAUUAAGUGAAAGC